Messenger RNA from Lolium rigidum, 808 nucleotides. RefSeq lists its product as uncharacterized. Lineage: Eukaryota; Viridiplantae; Streptophyta; Magnoliopsida; Poales; Poaceae. The record is from RefSeq and is a predicted model, not a curated record. The transcript has 4 exons. The coding region runs from base 87 to 557 and encodes 156 amino acids.
CCCGUCUCUUGCGUUGCCUGCCACCUGCUCGAGCAAGAGACCACUCAACUGAACGCUAGGCAGAGGGAGCUAACCAAGCCACCACCAUGCUCGGCGUCCGCGGCGCGCCACCGACCACCGCGGCACCGCCAGUGACGAGGGGGCGCUGCAGCGCGCCGGAGAAGGCCGGUCGGGCGUCCCUGCUGGCCGUGCCCGCCGCCGUCUCGCUCUCGCUCGUCCUCUGGUCCAGCCCAGUGAACGCCGGCAUCCUGUCAGGGUCCACCGGGCUGGAGUCUGUUCCAGCCCCCGAGCUGCCCCGUCUCGAGUUCUUGGACAAGUGGAAUGCCGAGAACCAGAGGAAGUACGCCGAGAAUGACUCGAGGUUCAAAUCCUCCAAGGUGCUCAAGGAGCUGCUCGAGAAGUCCAAGCAGAACAAAGAGAAGAACGAGAGGGCGAUCCAGGACAAGUACUGCCUGCGGGGCGCCGAGUGGGGCGUGGGAGACUGCUCCACCGUGGGGAUGACGGACCAGGAGAGGGACGAUUUCAUCGGCGAACUGCGGAAAAAAGUUGGGGAAUGAACUGACGCUGCAUAGCUUCCUGAAGAAAUAGAAUGCAUAGCUCCAGGAUGUGGUGGUAAUGUGCCCGGAUUGCCAUUUUGCUCAUGGUAGCCUAGUUACUAGGGAGAGACUGGAUUGGAUGGUAGUUCAGGAUUUCAGAUGUUUCCAAGAUGUUACUGGGAGUAUUGACUUCCCUAUGUAUCAUAUCAUAUUAGCAGCAAAUUAUCAGUUGGUACUCCAUGCGAAAUUUGAUACCUUCCUUGUGUUCUUGA